AGGAGCGUGCGGCGACUCCAAUCAUUCUUGACGGGAGUGAUGACAAAGGACACGAGGGACCGGAUGGCAAAGCAGAAAUGAGAGAUCUGACACGAGACUUCAUGGAAACCAAUCCUAGUGUUGUGAACGGCCACCAAGUCUUUGAAGGAGACAUGGUCUUGACGGAGAGCCAGUGGCGAGCGGUCAGGGAGAGGAAGGCCCUUGCAGACCUCUCAGCGCGCUGGCCUGAACAGGGCGGCUUCCCCACCGUGCCCUACUACCUCGACACUACCGACUCCGUCACUGUGGCUGCCAUAAAUGCAGCGAUUGCUCACUGGGAGCAAAACACCUGCAUCAGAUUCCAGCUCACGUCCAACCUCGCUCAACGGCACGUCAGGUUUUUUGAAGGGUCUGGAUGCUGGUCGUAUGUCGGCAUGCUGGCCCAGAAUGGACAAGACAUUUCCAUUGGAAGUGGCUGCAAAGAACUCGGCAUUGUCGCCCAUGAGAUCGGCCACGCCAUUGGGUUCGUGCACGAGCAGAGUCGCCCCGACCGUGACGACUAUGUGGUCAUCAAUUAUGGCAACAUCCAAACUGGCAAGGAAAACAACUUCAAUAAGUACAGCACGUCAGUGGUCAACACCUACGGCAUACCAUACGACUACUCAUCCGACAUGCACUACGGCUCUACGGGCUUCACCAACAACGGCAAGAUGACCAUCGCCACCCUAUAUCCCUUGGCGCAGGAGCUCAUCGGCCAGCGCACGGGACUCUCUCACAGGGACAUACUAUUGGCCAACACCAUGUACGGCUGCAUCAAUAAGUGGCUUGCUGCUUGCGGAGUGAACGCCGACCCCUGCCAGAACGGCGGGUUUUAUGGAAAAGGCUGCGCUUGUGUGUGUCCCUCGGGCACCUCAGGGGCCAACUGCCAGACAGUGACAGGAGACUACUACGACGACUUGACGAAUCCCUGCACUGAGAAAGUAACUCAGGAAGGCCUCCUCACCUCGCUGGGCUAUCCAAGCAACUACCCAAAUAUCCAGUGCGUCAAGUGGAUUGCAGCUCCCGUUUGCCACGUGCCCCGAGUGACCUUCUCAGAUUUUUACCUGUACGAAAAGAGUCCCUACUGCGGCUCGACUACAGAGACGUGCUGCUACUUUGAUGGUCUGGAGAUCAGAACCGACAACUUGUACAACGGUGAAGUGUAUUGUGGCACGGACAUCACUGCAGGCCAGACCUUCACCGGAGCCGGUCAAGAGAUGAUUUUAUACUUCAGGGCGAUAAGUAAUAAUCUUCGCAGGGGAUGGUCUGCCCAACUCACCUUUGUGCCGCAACCGGGAUGCACACGAGAUCCAUGUUGACGCUGAAACUGGAAACGUUCACGCUGCAGGGAGAGGUGAGAAGAUGUGUGGACGGCGUCAAGUUAACAUUCUUGUACAAUCGAACGACAACGUUGUGUGGAUCUCAAUCAGGGAAAGUCUUUACAUCGCCAUCUUUCAAUUUCAACGCGAGAUUCUUCACCGACCCCACGAGGACCUAUCAGGGCUACAACAUCUCCUUCACGCCUGCAACCACGAGUUGUCACCAGAUAAUCACGGCAGCUGUUGGUCAGACUGGCACAAUAACUUCCCCUCCAGCAGAAAAAUACUGCGAAUACCGAAUCCAGGUAAAAACUGAUGUAACACAAGAAAGGUAUUAGUGUGUGUCUCUCUCCACAACACUGCCACUCCUGCGGGGGUGUCGACAAGAGAUUUGUUUGGUCAUGUCAUCUAUUUUCAUCAAACCUUAACCCGUCCGCUGCGAUUGGCACGAAUUUGGCCUUCACUGGCAGCCUGGUAACACAUACUCCUCUGCUUUUUAUUAUUUAUAUCAGUGACUUGGACACAGGAAUUAGUAACGAUGUUAGUAAGUUCGCAGAUGAUACCAAGAUCGGUAGAGUAAUCCAAUCAGACAGCGACGCUACCGUUCUCCAGGAUGAGCUUGACAGACUAUAUGAUUGGGUGAGGAAGUGGCAGAUGGAAUUCAAUGUCGGGAAGUGUAGCAUUUUGAGUGUAGGUAGGAAUAACCCCUUACACAAUUACUCCUUAAAUGACACUCCUCUGAGCAGGUCUGGGCGUGAGAGAGACUUAGGAGUCCUAGUGAGCGCUGACCUCCGUCCUAGGGCUCAAUGCAUUCAGGCUAAAAAUCGGGCAAACAGAGUACUAGGUUUCAUCUCAAGGAUCGUGAGCAAUAGGAGCGCUGAAGUCAUCCUCAAACUUUACUUAGCACUAGUUAGACCUCAUCUCGAUUAUGCAGUUCAGUUCUGGUCCCAUAUUAUAGAAUGGAUAUCAAGAUGUUAGAAUCUGUACAGAGGAGGAUGACAAAGAUGAUUAAGGGGGUGAGAAACUUGCCUUAUGAAGACAUGCUGAAGCAGUUAAAUCUACACUCUAGAAAGGCGAAGGUUGCGAGGAGACUUGAUCGAGGUCUAUAAAUGGAUGAAGGGAUUUAAUAAAGGGGAUGUCAAUAAAAUUUUGAGAGUGAAAGAGCCAGGUAGGACGCGUGGCAAUGGUUUUAAGUUAGACAAAUUCAGAUUCAACAAAGACAUAGGCAAGAAUUGGUUCACCAAUAGAGUGGUGGACGAAUGGAACAGGCUUGGGAGCCAUGUUGUGGGUGCCAAUACCAUAGAUACAUUCAAGAAGAGGUUAAAUAAAGCCAUGGAUGGUGAGGUAAGGUGGGGUUGAGUGUACAGGAGCUGCCUUGUAUAGCCUGGUAACAUAUAGUCCCAGGUCUUUCUCUGCCUCUGUGGUGGAUAAUGGAGUGUUUCCCAUGUGGUACUGGUAUGCUGGAUAUCCCUUCACUGUUAGCCUGGUAACACAUACUCCCAGGUCUUUCUCUGCCUCUGUGGUGGAUAGUGAAGUGUUUCCCAUGUGGUAUUGGUGUGCUGGAUAUCCCUUCACUGGUAGCCUGGUUACAUACACUCCCAGAUCUUUCUCUGCCUCUGUGGUGGACAGUGGAGUGUUCCCCAUGUGGUAUUGGUGUGCUGGAUAUCCCUUCACUGGUAGCCUGGUAACAUACACUCCCAGGUCUUUAUCUGCCUCUGUGUUGGAUAGUAGAGUGUUUCCCAUGUGGUAUUGGUGUGCUGGAUAUCCCUUCACUGGUAGCCUGGUAACAUACACUCCCAGGUCUUUCUCUGCCUCUGUGUUGGAUAGUGGAGUGUUUCCCAUGUGGUAUUGGUGUGCUGGAUAUCCCUUCACUGGUAGCCUGGUAACAUACACUCCCAGGUCUUUCUCUGCCUCUGUGGUGGAUAGUGGAGUGUUUCCCAUGUGGUAUUGGUGUGCUGGAUAUCCCCUCCCAAGAUGCAGGA
Molecule: messenger RNA, 3319 nt
Organism: Eriocheir sinensis (Chinese mitten crab)
Lineage: Eukaryota; Metazoa; Arthropoda; Malacostraca; Decapoda; Varunidae
Product: protein SpAN-like
Exons: 13
Coding region: 78-1337 (419 amino acids)
Biological process (GO): proteolysis
Molecular function (GO): metalloendopeptidase activity; zinc ion binding
Source: RefSeq, a predicted model, not a curated record